CGGCUCGCGCCGGCCGCAUCAAAACGAUAUUUUAUUUUUACAUUACGUAUUUGGUUUCGCGUAGACUUGGACGGCGGUAGUUGAGCGGCGCGUUUUGUGCAACAAAAUUGUGUUUUUGGACCCUAAAAUGGAACAAAAUGAACAUUUGGAUAAUAAAGUAAUAAUUGAUGACCCGGCAAAAUUGUUUACCGCAACUUAACGCAGUUCAAAUUAGAAUUUAUUUUCGUUUCUUACAUUUGUUUCACAUUUGUUUAUUAGCAACGACAUAUUGGGUUCGAUUGAUUUGUUAUUUUUACGUUUCCAAUGAAACUGUAACUUGAAGAAACUGUACUCCCGGACGGAAAGAGAAAUAAGAAGAUGGCGCUCGCUUCUUCCGUGAGCUUAUACUACUCUAUCGUGCAACGGGCCGCAAGACAUUACUUGGAAGAUUAUUGUCAUACAGAUACCACUGCGCCCUAUGUGCUCUACAAAGAUGGCGUGGAGCGAGCUCCACCAGGAACACAAUGGGGUGGCACUGUGCUCGACGGAGGUUACCAAAUGCAGCAUCAGAGUCCUGGCGGGCCAUCACCUCAGCCUGAGCCACAGCUGGCUUCUCCAGCACCAUCACCCUAUCCGCCCGCGCCUCCACCUCAAGACCCGUCUGAUGAGGCGGCACAGCAACUGGCACAACAGCAAGCUCAACAACAGGCCCAGCAACAAGCCCAACAGCAAUCUUCCACGGAACAAAUGCAAGUUGAACAACAGCUCAGCCAAGCCCAACAAUCGCAAACACAAGACCAUCUCGAUCGUACGCCAUGCUUCGUCCCACAAGCGGACUUGCAACAACAAUACACACCAUACUUCAAAGAGGCCAGGCCAACUAGCCACAUGCUCGGCACUGGGGGCUUUCCUCUACACUACUUGAAACAAAACGGUGGAGUCCUAUCACUAGAAGGACCUCUAGACCAAUAUUCUACACCUGAUUUGCGUCAUCUACCAGAUAUCGUUCAGCCUGAACAACCAAAACCUAGAAAGCAUAACCCGAACUCUGAACUACGCCUGUUCAAGUGCCUAACUUGUGGCAAAGAUUUCAAACAGAAGUCGACACUACUCCAACAUGAGCGGAUUCACACGGACUCGAGGCCGUACGGGUGCCCGGAGUGCGGCAAGAGGUUCCGGCAGCAGUCCCACCUCACUCAGCAUCUGCGCAUCCACGCCAACGAGAAACCUUACGCUUGCGUGUAUUGCCCGAGAUCGUUCCGGCAGCGCGCCAUCCUCAAUCAACACCUGCGCAUCCAUUCCGGUGAGAAGCCCUAUACGUGCGGCGAAUGCGGCAAACAUUUCCGCCAGAAGGCCAUCCUCAACCAGCACGUCCGCACACACCAAGACGUAUCGCCGCAUCUGAUCUUCAAGAAUGGGACCACGCCGACGCUGUGGCCUCAAGAUGUGCCUUUCCCGCCCGAUGAAAACAAAGAGGAAAUUCAAUCAGCGUUCGGCGACGCUGACGGACAGAACGGCGAGCAACGCGGCUCUUGCUUUUCGCCCGGUGACACGGCGCAGUAUCCUGCAUAUUUCAAGGAUACAAAGGGACUCAACCACACAGUAUUCGGCUCAGGACUAUCGCUGCAAUACUUAAAGGGCGGCAAGCUCCCUGAUGUUCUCGGUGGACGCGCAAUGCCACUGUACGUACGCUGUCCCAUAUGCCAGAAGGAGUUCAAACAAAAAUCAACAUUGCUCCAGCAUGGAUGCAUACAUAUAGAGUCUCGGCCCUAUCCGUGCCCAGAGUGCGGCAAGAGGUUCCGUCAACAAUCACAUUUAACUCAGCAUUUGCGUAUCCACACGAAUGAAAAGCCAUACGGGUGCGUGUAUUGCCCUCGGUUUUUCCGCCAACGAACCAUUCUGAACCAACAUCUUCGCAUACAUACUGGAGAGAAACCAUACAAGUGUACGCAAUGCGGGAAAGAUUUUAGGCAAAAGGCGAUCCUUGAUCAACACACAAGGACGCAUCAAGGGGACCGGCCAUUCUGCUGUCCAAUGCCUAACUGCAGGCGGCGUUUUGCCACUGAGCCGGAGGUAAAGAAACAUAUAGAUAACCACAUGAACCCGCAUGCGGCUAAAGCACGACGCGCAGAUGCUAAAACUCCACGUCCGCUCCCGCCGGCUUCAGCUGUUGUGAAGCCCGAGCUGUACUUCCCGCAGUGUUAUGCUCCGCCGUUCCAGCAGUUCUCCAGCGGUGCCGAGUUCAAGCCGGCCGUUGGUCCCGGCGCGACCGUGGCAUGUCUGCCCACACAGUGACCCGCGCCCCCGCGGUGGCCGCCAGGGCCUCCCGCGCCUCACCAUGCCCCGUCGCAUGCGCCCACGCACCACGACCUCUACGUCGACCGCCUCUACUGAGCCCUACAGCCGACGUUGCUUGCCAUCAUGACGUAAGGAGUUGCGGUACGCACCAGUAUACGACUCGCCUAUGCGAGCUUAUUUUAACGAGAUAUCGGAUCGCUGUAAACAUGCUUCGAUCAUUAAAUAACAAAUAUUCGAAAUCUGUCGCGAAUGUACAGUGUUCGAGAGUUCACAUGAAUAGUGUUACCGUUCAAAAUGCGAGUAUAGAUAGCGUUUUUGCCCCGUAAUAUUAAGUUACCACGUAAGAGUUAGGCUUCUCUGUGAUUCUUCAGUCGAAACUUGCGUCUUGAUCCGAGCGGAUUGAACCAGAGAUUAGAAUUUAAAAACUCUUCGUUGAAAUAUAAAAAGUAAGAAAUUCUCUUUUACCACGUAACGGUAUUUCGCGAUGAAUGCUUUCGGGACAAGAUGGAGCCCAAUAAAUAAUAAUAAACGUAGAUGUUAUGUUAAAUUUAUUUACGAGUGUUAAGAUUAUAGUAUCUGGCAAACGCAGGGUAAGGAGAAUGAUAAAAAAAUGCUCAAAUCUUUAAAAGUUACUUAAAAUUUUCGCGUAAAAAUUGCGCUCUAAACUUAAUCGGUGUAAAACAAAGAACAGUAGAACGAGAAAGCAAACCAAAAACGUAGGUUACCUAUCGCCAUCAAACGUUUAUUUUAGUACUUACGAAGUUAAUAAUGCAUUUAAUCUAGACGGGAUACUUUUAUCUCCAUAACUUGUAGGUGCCAAAUAAUUUAGUACCAGUCAAUGUCCAUUGUUCAGUAACAUUAACAGGGAUAGAACAUCGUAGUACCAGGAAAGGCAAUGAACACUAAUUUGUGCAAAUUAGCGUUAAAUGCCUUUCCUAUGCUUUUCCUGGGUAUUGACUAUACCAGCUUAUUUCAUAGGCCUAGUUAAAUUGUUACCAGUUUUUUCAACGAGACGAUUUGGAUGCAUUUACGUGGAAAAGAGCCAGACUGAGAAGGACUGUGAUAGCUAGGUAAGUUAGGCGUCUAUUUCGCUCAUUUAGCGUUUAAAAUUCGUGUAAACUACGAAAAAAAAUGAGAACAAUGUCGUAUGAUUGAUAAAAAAUACUCGUGAUUAUUAUUAUUUUGAAUCAAAAUUGUGGGGCCUUUGACCGCGCCUUUUCUCGACUGAUUUAAAUUUGUCACGAGUGAGAUUAGCGAAUUUUUGCCAAUUAGAUAACGUGUGAUGUCGCAAAGUGCUUUUCGAUGUAGGAAUGGAGAGAGGGUUAUGCCAGAGAUAUGUUUUACUUAAUUUUAGCUUAGACUAUCGUUCGAAUUACCAAGCAAUUCGAUCAUUCAUCGCGAAAUAAUUUAGCAAAUAGGAAAAAUAAAUAUAUGUAUGAAUGUUGAAGUAUUUUGGCGCCGACUGAGCCUCGUUUAUGUCGCGUCCUCAAUAGAUACAGGUAUCCAGAAUUACAUUACAGAAUAUGAAUAGGUUUUGAACAGAGGUAUGAUAUAUUAAAUAUAUCGACUUUGUUGUUGCUUUUCUCUUUGAAUGCUCGUUUUCGGUGAGCUUAGGCCAAACGAAAGACUACAGUGAGAGAAUUCAUUUAUAUCAGAAUAGAUCUGUUUUGUUGCAAGUAUUUCAUUUAAUGUAAGCUGACCUUUAGUCUUGACGACUAUAAACUUCGCGGUGCCAGAAUACGGAAACACAUUUUAACCGUUUUAUCAUCUCUGUUUGUAUGUAUAGACGACAUAUAUAGCUUAUUUUAUGAUAUUAUUGUGAUGGUUUCGUUUUCCUACAGCAUAAGGGAUGUUACGUAUUAACUAGUAGAUAAUAGUAUGUAUUUGUGGAGGUACUUGUCACAUUAACCGGAUACCAUAGUUUUAAUUUGUCGCUAACCAAGCGACCGGACGUUUUAUUUGUAUGUUUGUUGUUGGUUUUACUAAAGAAAUUAGUCAUUGGACAGUUAUGAAAAUUCAAUACUUCGCAAUUCUGAGGAUCGAUAAUGUGAAUGAUGUGUUACCACAAAUCCUUAAUCAAAUCCAAUUAAAUACAGCAAUCGAUAUCAGAAUUGGUGAGUCGACCGUCGCGUUUAAGUUUCUGAUUGCUUUUCCUAUCAAACUUUCGGAGGUUUACAAACAAAAACACCAUUAUCGAAGAUUUUUGAGAUUAUCUUCAGUGACUAUAUUUAUCCUCAAGUGAUCCUCCUGAGAGGUGAGGCGCUGCACGCCCGGCCACACAACCAAUAGUUUACAAGCCAGUUCAGAAAGCUCAAAUUUUAUUAUCUGACAUCCAAACACAGACUAUAAAACUCGUUGAAACUAUGCCGUCACAGUCAUCUAAUAAAAUUUGACCCACAAUAUUUACCCACCACAAUACAGCAGCCUUAUACAAUAAUAGUUAUAAGUAUUUUUAUACAGUUUACAAUAUAUACGUUUAUAACGGCCGGGCGCGCAACGUCGCACUGUACAAGUUUGAAUACAAACACAAAAUACAGUGCCAUAGCCGAGAACUAACCUCAGAUGUAUAAUUAGAUUUUUAUACCGAUACAAAUGGAUUUAAUUUUUAAAUAUAAACAAAGGUGAUUAAGUAUACAGAGAUUAAAGAUGAUAUUUUAUACAUUUAUUACAUACAAUAUUAUUAAAGGUAAAUGUGAAAUAGACUUAACGUUUUAGUGUACCACGUGCUAAGUACCUAAGUAUCAGGAAAUCAGGUUUUUGUAAAUUACGCGAGGAGCGAGUGCUGGACGUCAAAUUUCGUAUGUCCGACGAAUGUUAAAAAUCCGUUUAAACCUUAUCAGCGUAAAUACAUAUCACAAGCAGAGUAUAUGUUAAUAUUGAUUUUUCGACAAGUUCCAAAAAUUGCUCAGAUCUUUUCGUUAAUUUUUGCUCAAUUAUUCGUGUAUUAUGUUACUUGUGUUAGUUUUAUGAAUCCUUGUAUAAUUGUAUAAUGUUCUAGAGAGCACGGUUCCGCUUUUCUUUUAAUUAAGUGUGUGUUGUCAGUGUGAGAAUUCAGUUACUUGUCGUUAAUGCUUUGUGUUUAAUCUGUGCCGUCCAAUAAUUUUGUCACAGAUUGUAUUUGAAUUUAAAUGUUGCAAUGUUUAUAUGACUUAACUCCACUGACUGUUAUUUAGAUUCUUUGCUAUGUUCCUAGCCUACGUAAUUUUUUUUAACCAAUUUUAAUUUUACCAAUUCCUUUAAAGACACUUUAAAAAUCCGCUAGAACAUCUUACCUAACAUCGAUUUAUUUAAGGAAUGAAAUUCCUUUCACAGCUAUAUUUUAUGUACUAAUUUUCGCAUUUAUUUGAAUGUGAAUUUACUAACACAAUAAUUUAAGUAAUUUCUUCUAAGCGAGUGCUAUCCAUUAUAUCACGUAAUACUUAUUUUAAGUUAAUAACAAAAGGAGAGAAUAAGAUUGCAUUGGAAAUGUAUACUUUGCAUAAUAUUAUAUUAUCAUGAGCGUCAAUUGUAUUAAAUACAAUAUGUAAGCUAAGCUUGGUAAAAAGUAGGUUAUACUGAUUUGCAAUAUAAAUGCUAUUUUACGUUCGUGGAAAAUUGUAGCGUUUAAUAUUAUCAUGAUCUGUGUGGUGCUGUAAACUCCCACAGAUAAUGAAUCGAAAUUCAAAAACGGCAAUUCGAACAUGUCAUUAAUUAGAGCGCUGAGGCCUUACAAUGAAAUUAUUUCAAGUUCAUUAUUAUUAAAACGAUUUGACAAAAAACAAAAGUUGUAGUGUAAUAAUAGUAUGCGACUGUUUUUCUAAUCAUACGUUGAAUAUGAACAUUAAUUUUACUUAUUCAAACAUUGUAAGCUAUUGUAAGGUCUCAAUUGCUAAAUGCUUUCAUGAGAAAGUUUAAAAUAGGUAUAUUUCUGAGUAAUUAAUUCAUACUGUUUAGACAUAGGACAUUUAUUAAAAGUACAAUUGAUUACAAAAAGACAGUAGGUCAUAGCAACUUUUCUAUUGCAUUUAUUUCUGAUCUCAUACGAGACAUUUUUACCCGCUUAGAUUUACUUUGACAAUUACGUCUCAAUUAUUUAAGGUAUUUAAAGUUGUUUGCUGAAAUUCUAUUCAUAAUUCCCGCUUCAAUAUAGCUUUUAAAUCUUCAGAUCUAAUUAGUACGCGAUAUCUCUAUACAAAUUAAAAGAAUUUAUUGAUUUAUAUUUUUUUAAAUCUUAUUAACAAAACACCGUACAUUAUCUACACUUUUUAUUCAAUGUCUGAUCGUUUCUCUUGAUGUAAUCUUUAGGAAAUUAUUUUACACCGUCUUUGCGGUUCUAAAUAUUUUUUAUCUGUAAAAUAUCUUCAAAUACAUAGCCAGCACAAUUUUAUAAAUAAUAUUAAGAGAGUGAAUUUGUCAUUAUUGUAUUCCAAAUCUAUAAUAAAUUAGAUUCCGCAUUGUUUUAGACAGCCAAUUAGAUGUUUAGGUCGUCGUGUUAUUUUAAUUUUAUUAUACAGUUGGCUACAAAUUAUUAUUUUUACGUCUUCCAUUUACGCUGUAGUUUAUAUAUAUAAUCUAUUUACAUCUAUUACAUAUUUAAUCUGUAUCCUUUACAUUUUAAUGUAUUAUUUUGUCAUUGUAUAGUCAGCAGAAAAUUAUUUCUACUUAUGAGCAAUAAUUGCGGAUUUAGUGCAAUACACGUUUAGUUUGGCGUUAUAUUAUGUUGUAUUAUACUUUAAUGUGCUUACAUUAUAUUUCACUGUAAGGUUAAUAUUACAAAUAGUAUAGAUAAGCGAAUAAUUGGUAGCCAACAUAGGUGGCCUAUAUUUUUUUUAAGUGUUACAUUCAUCGUAAGUACACUGCCACACUCGCCAACCGCUGUCACAAAUUAUUAAAAAGAAUAAUAAGUAUUAAUUUUUAUCACAAUAGAGACUUGUUGAAACAGUUCCACAAUAAAGUAAGAGUUGUUGAAUUUUUUAUAAAAGAUAAAACAUAUUAGAUAUUAUGAUCUUGUAGUCUGGAUUGAGGUUUUUUUACAGAUUUUAUUAGACAGGUGUGUCGGGCUACGCCGCCUAUUCAGCUUAUUUUUGCUACAAUACUUAUUUAAAUACAAUAUGACAUAUACCGAAUAGUACAAUAGAUAUACAGAUUUUACACAAUAUACAAUAGAUUUUUUAUACAACAUCGCAGUGAUAUACAUGUUACAAAGUUUUUUUAAAAGCCUUGUGGGCGACGUAGCCCUCCUUAGAUAAUAUUGGUUUUCUGUGAAAUGGGUGCUCUGAUAUUAUUAAUUGUACAUAUUUAUUAUAAUAUACAACAAUAGACUGGUAAUUUUACAACGUUGUUAGGUUUCUACAGAAUUAUUCCGGGGCUGUGGAGCAUUGAUUUAAACUUUUGCGAAUUUCGCAUUCGUUUGAGACGAUUCACUUCACUGUCUUCCAGUGUUCACUCAUAUUUUCGACACGUGUCAAAAGUAUUAUUUUAGCCAAUAAUGCGAUAUUAUUUUGCCGGAUAAGAAAACCCCAUUUGUAGUUACUUUAUAUACUUAGAUUGAAUAUAUAUUAACUGUUCCGCAUUCGAUAAUGUGACGUCAAUUUGUAUCUAUUUGUAAGAUCAACAAGCAUUUUUCUGUAGUCUUUGUCACAUUUUGGAAUACGGUCUAGUCUAGAAUAUUGUAGUUGUUAUAUUGCAAGGCCUAGAAAUCAUUUCUUUGCAGCCCCGUUCAUCAAUGUUACAAUAGAGUAUAUUUUCUUACAUACAAAUACACCGAAAUAGACUAUAUGAGAUUGAUUUAGUACAAUCCCAGAAUACAAGAUCGAACUUUUUACACAGAACGUAAUGCAGGUUUCAGUUUUGUUCACCAUAGACUUUUUAUAAUUUGUUUUCGAAACAGUUGGUUGCGAAACGGUCACAAAGAUCCUGGCGAAAAAAAUUCACGUUGGCAAUUAAUAUAAAAAUUAAUGUAAAUAUAUUUUCUAGUUCUUCCAAAACGAUAUCAGUAUUAAAUACAAAAUUCGAUUCGGUUAGGUCAAAAGUAAGUGUGAUCUUAUAGAAAAUUUUUGUAUUAGAUUCUUCACGAUGUAACUUUUUUCGAAUAGUUAUUUUUUAAUAAUUUUAUUUAGUUGAUUGUAUAAUAUUCUUGCCUGUAAUUGCAUUUAUAUUAGUUACAUAUGCGUUUGAAGUUGAUACCAUCGUAUUUAUGUAUAUUAUUAUUCAAUUAAGGGUUUUGUUUGUUUUUGUCAUUUAUUAGAAGUAAAAUGUUGUAAAAAGUAAGCUCGUUGUAUUUUAUCAAAUAAACACUUUUUAGUCCAACUGAAGCAAUACAA
Molecule: messenger RNA, 8579 nt
Organism: Pieris rapae (cabbage white)
Lineage: Eukaryota; Metazoa; Arthropoda; Insecta; Lepidoptera; Pieridae
Gene: jim
Product: zinc finger protein 883
Exons: 3
Coding region: 358-2274 (638 amino acids)
Biological process (GO): regulation of immune system process; negative regulation of transcription by RNA polymerase II; regulation of cytokine production
Source: RefSeq, a predicted model, not a curated record